GGCGCCGGGAAUCCCCGCUCAGCAGCAAGUACCCGCCGGCGCUUGGAGAUCGUCUGGUCCAGCUCCAUCAUUUGACAGAUGGAGAGACGAGAGACGCGGGGCAGACGCAGUAUUGACUUUGGAGUGAGGGGCUUGAAAUCAAAUCCUUACUCUACUCUACCUGCCACCCGGAACUUCACAGCCUCCAUUCCUGACCACCACUGCAGAAGCCCCGGCAACCUGUGGCCGUUGGAUGCCCAGGGACAGCCAGACAGGUGCCAUCGUUUCCGAGGCAAUGCUACCAAUGAGACCGAGACCUGUGUAGAGGGCUGGGUGUACAACCUCACCACCAUUCAGAGCACCAUCGUUACUGAGUGGGAUCUGGUCUGCAGCCUGAAAAGCCUCCAAGGGGUGGCCCAGUCGAUUUACAUGGCAGGAGUGUUCCUGGGCGCCAUUGUGUUUGGGGGACUGGCUGAUAGGCUGGGCCGCCGGACCAUAUUCCUCUGGUGCCUCUUCCAGACGGCUUCCCUGAACACGGGGGCAGCCCUGGCUCCCUCCUUCUCCAUCUACUGUAUCUGCCGCUGCCUGACUGGCUCUGGCAUGUCUGGGUUGGUGCUCAAUGGAAUGGGACUUGUUCUGGAGUGGACGACGCCGUCUCACCGAGCCAUGGUAUCUGGCUUCCUUUCCUUUGUGCUCAGCCUGGGGCAGCUGAAUCUGGUCAUUCUGGCCUUUGGCCUCCGGCACUGGAGGCACCUGCAGCUGGCUGCCGGGGCACCCUAUGCCCUCUGCUUCCUCUGUAGUUGGUGGCUCCCAGAAUCUGUCCGGUGGCUGAUGGUGAGGAAGCGCUUUUCUGGGGCCUUGCGGUCCUUGAAGCUGGUGUCAUGGAUCAAUGGGGUUCCAGCAGCCAGGGUCCAGCUCUCCCUGGAGAUGCUGGAAGCAGACUAUUCCGAGGAAGAGGUAGGAGGAACUCCAGGGUCCUCUGUCCUGGACCUGUUUCGAUCCCGGGAGAUGCUGGCCAUAUUGGCCUGUACCAUGGGCAUUUGGUUCUCUGUCGCCUCUGCCUUCUACUCCCUGGCCCUGGAUCUGCAACGUUUCCCUGGGGAAGAUCCCUACUUGGUUCAGAUUGUCCUGGGGAGCAUAGAUCUGCCCUUUCGCCUCAUGGUGCCCAAGCUGGCCAACUGCCUGGGGCGCAAGCUUACCCUGUCCUCCUGCAUGAUGCUCGGAACGGGACUCUUUCUGGGGGCCAUCCCAGUGCCCCACGAGCUGGGCCGCCUUCGGAUGGGGCUGUGUGUGCUGUCCAAGGGCUUCAUGUCAGCCUCCCUCAGCUGCAACAUCCUCGUGGCCACUGAGGUCUUCCCGACCUCCCUCCGGAUGACUGGGAUGGGGGUCAGCAACAUGGUGGGCUACCUGGGAGGUAUGGUGGCCCCACUGGUCCUGCUGGCAGGCCCAAUGCUCCCCCUCCUGCCGCCCAUGCUCUUUGGUACCACCGUUCUGGCGGCCGGCAUCCUGGUUGUCUUCCUGCCCGAGACACGGGGUCUGCCCCUGCCUGACACCUUGGAACAAGCCCAGAGCCAGGUCCGGAGAUGCUGGAGCAGACUGCUGAGAAAGCCAUGGCAGGGGACCCUGCCCCUCCAGACCAAGCUCUGACAUCCCUGGGAAGAAGUGACCCCAGCCCAGGGCAGGGAGGGGAUGAGGCUCCCUCGUGGCAGAAGGAGAAGACCUGAGUUCAGGCGCUGGCUUGGCCCCUUCCUCUCUCUAUGACCUCGGCCAGGCCCCUGCCUGAAUUCAAAAUCGCCCUGCUCCGGGCCCUUCCUUCUUCCCUACUCUAGGUCUCCAGGGGGAGCUCACAAGUGGACUUCUCCCAACUGGGGUCAAGCCUGAGUAACAUCAGAUGCCUCAGGCCUCUUAUUACACAUUUAUUCAUUCACUCAUUCAUUCAUUAACUCAAAACCUCCAUCCUGGUUAGGAAGGGCUGUGACUAAGUAUGAGAAACGGGUUUUCAUACAUGAGCUAGCGUUGCACAGACAGCCCAUGUUAUAUCCAUGACCCUCUGGAUCCUGAGGCCUGGUAGGAGUCCCAGGCCCCCUCACUGCCCGGCCGAGGCACCUCUGGGGCGUCUCUUUGGAGCACGGGCCUCAGCAGGGAUGUUAAUGAAAUGAUCAGAUGCCCUUGUGGGUCCCGCUGGCUCCAAUCUCCUGGGAUUCUGCUUCCUCAGGACAUGGUCACACUGCCCGACCCCGGAAAGGGAGGCUGAAAUGAGGAAGGGGAGAUUCUCAGAUGAAAAAAAAGGGAAUGCACCCUGGGCCAUCUCUCCUGGCUCCCUCAGGGCCCCAGCCUCCGUCCCUCACACCCAGUCCAUAUCUUCCCAGAGUACCACUAUUGUUUCACUCAAUAAACAUCUAUUUAAAGGAACUACUUCUCCUGGGUUCUCAUCUUGCUCUUCUACUAAUCCACUGAUUGGGUGGCCUGAGGCAACUCUCUGGGCCUCAGUUUCCUCAUCUGCAAAAUGAAGCAGUCUGACCAGAUAAGGGAUUCUUCACCCUUUGGCAUGUUUCUUAGACCUCUGGGACAGCUGGGGCAAACCCUGCUGUCAGAACCAGGUCUUUAAAUGCAUAACAUAAAAGACACAGGGACACAACAGAAACUAACUAUAUUUAAAUAGUUGGGGUUUUUUAAAAAUCUUAUAGAUGCCAGGCUAAGAUCCCUUGGAAGAGAUGGUCUCAAAGUACUGUCUUGUUUUAGAAUUAUGUUCUUACACUAGCAUUACUGUUCUCUUAUUCAAAAGCAUUUGAACCCUGGCCCAGGCCCCAGGCUCUGGGCUCAAUCCUACCACCCCACUUUGGCCCCAACACCAGUUUUGCCUGGGUAUCAUCUUCACAGAUGUGGGCAAGCACCCAGCUCACAACAUUGGUGAAAGGCCAGCCUCAGCCCAUCAGGCUGCAGCCUCUACAAGGGGGCAUCGAAGGGUGCCCUGGACCUCCAAUUCUGCCUCAGACCAUGGACUAGCUGUGUGACCUUGGACAAGUCACUUAACUUGUGUGCCUCAGU
Molecule: messenger RNA, 3027 nt
Organism: Vombatus ursinus (common wombat)
Lineage: Eukaryota; Metazoa; Chordata; Mammalia; Diprotodontia; Vombatidae
Product: solute carrier family 22 member 6-like
Exons: 11
Coding region: 79-1626 (515 amino acids)
Biological process (GO): transmembrane transport
Cellular component (GO): membrane
Molecular function (GO): transmembrane transporter activity
Source: RefSeq, a predicted model, not a curated record